AUGUUUAAAAAAUUCAAAGACAAGCUUACUGAAGAAAUGAAACAAUCGCCUGCUAGAUUUCAGGCUGGUAUGCAACAUUUAGCUCAGGCGGUGUCACCAGGUAUAUCUAACUUGUCACUUACUGGUUCAGGAGAUCAGGCGUCCUUUAAAAAUUCUAAUGACAAUUUUAGUCUUACUGACACUGAUGAUCUUGUGACACUCACUGACGAUCUAGGAGCAGCCAAAAAUAAUAAUAGUCCGAGGGAAAAUUUGAAUUUUCAAAAUAUUGAUUUAACAUCACUGUCAUCCUCGUCAUUGUUGUCUAAUAAUACCACUGGUUUGUCGAGAUCAUCCAGUGUCAAUAGUGUUACCAGCAACGAUACGCAGUCGGGAUUGUUUCCCAUUUUUGAAAGUCCUGGAAAUAUUUAUCAAUUACAGGCUAACAUGGAUCAAUCGGCGAGUGAAGCUGAUGAUACUGUGACGAAUCAUCAAUUCGAUGAGCUGUCAAAAGAAGAAAUUUAUUCAGCUUACCGUAAAUCACUUAAAAAAUACCACAAAUAUCGCGGGAGAUUCACGGAUUUAGUUAAUCACUACCGCGAAAUGGAGAGAAUAAAAGUUAAAUUAGAAACAUUGCUGGUUGAAACUCAGAACAAAGCUUUGAGGCGAAUUGGUAAUUUGAAAGAGCAGUGUACAUUGGAGCAGCAAGCUAAAGCACAUCUUGAAGAAGCUUUGAGAAAUGACAUGGAAGAGAAAGAUCAUAUUAUUGAUACUCUUAAUACCAAAAUAAAAUUACUGCAGGCUAAUGGAAGCAAAAUAGAUUUGAUGCAGCUAAAAAAUGAUCCUGUAGAUAAAAAUGAAAACGAGUCUAAUUCUACGGAUCAGAGUGAGGUCGAAUUGUUGAAACAACAACACCAACAAUUGUCAGCGGAGAAUGGUUCGUUAAAAAAUAAAGUAGAAAAGUUUGAAACUCUGGUUGCUAAGUAUAAAGAAACUUUAAAAAAAAGUAAAGAAAAAAUCGGUGAAUUGGAGCAAGAAAAAUUUACACUUGAACGAGACUUUGAGUCUAUACAGAAUUCUAAUUAUGAAAAGAUAAAAUCUCUUGAAGAAAGUUUAGUCAUCAAGAACGACGAAAUUACAAACUUACAGAGUCAAGUCACUGCAAUUCGUCUGCGUGAGGAAGAGUCUGCUAUUUCGUUGGCUGAAAAUAAAUUGGCUAUCCAUCGGGAAAUGGAGAUUAAAGAAGAGCAAAUAAAACAGCUGACGGAAAAAUUAAAAGACUUACCUGUUGUUACUGUUAAAAAUACACAAGAGUUUUCGGUGCAAACUGAUGAGAUCGUAGAUCCUAAUGAAAAAAUUAUUGAAGAGCUUAAAUUGAAGUUAGAUAAUACGCAAAAAGAAAUUGUCGCUCUGCAAACAGAACUCAGUAAUUGUAAUUCUAUUAUCACUGAAAUUAAUAAUAAGAAUGUUUCUUACGAAAAUGUCAUCAGUAGUUUGAAUAAUGAUAAAAAAUUAAUUUCGAAUUAUAUUAUUAAUUGUAGAGAAAAUAUUGAUAGCUUCAAAUCUGAACAGUUUAAAUUAAAACAACAGUUUGUUACUGAUUACAAAAAUGUUAUUGAUAAUAAUAUGUCCAGUGUUUCGCAGUCGAUUUUAGAAAUGAUUUCUAAUUGCAGUGAACGUGAAAUUGAAGAAAGAAAUAAAAUUAAGGAUCAAUUUGAGGCUAAAUAUAAUGAAUUGAAGCAAGAAACUGAUAAAUUGUACUCGGAAAUAGAACAAGUCAACUUUGAAUUGUUUGAUUAUCAAAAAUUAUGUGGCGAAACGCAAAAAAAACUAGAAAAACUUGAAGAAAGUAAAUUAAUUAACGAGAAAAAUUGUAAUGAAGAUUCGAGCAAAGAAAUUGAAGGACUAAAUAAACUGAUUGAAGAAUUAAGAGAAGAAAUUGUUUCUUUGAAUGAAAAAUGUCAAGAAAAACAUGAACAGCAGUUAGAAUGUAUAACUCAUAAUGAUUGUAUAGAUAUUAUUGAUAUUAAAAAUAAAUUUGAGGCAUUAAUGGAUAUUAUUUCUGCUAAAAAUGAUUUUAUUGAAUCAUUAAAGUCUAAAUACCGCGAGGUGCUUUGUAAAGAUAAAAUUAAGUGUAAAAAGUGUUCGGAUGUUAAAGUUAAUGAUCUUGAAAUGUUAAUGGACAUUAUUUAUACUAAAAAUGAUUUCAUUGAACAAUUAAGAUGUAGAGUAAGAGAUAAUUGUUCUGUUAUUGAUAAAUUGAAUGAUAAUAUUAACGAUUUAUGUGAAAGAAAUAAAGUUAUAGGUGAAGAAGAUAAUUCGCUCAAAAUUAAGUUGGCUGAUUUAGAGAAAAUUUUGUCCGAACUUAGAAGUGAAAAUGUUAAUUUGGCUGAUGAAAAUGAAAAUUUGAAGAGCAGUGAUGAUGACCGUGGAGAAAGAAUCAGAGAAUUGGGAAGAGAGUUGAUCGAUUUAAGGAAUAAGAACGAGGAAUUGAAGACAGAAAUUGUUGGACUGGCAGAAAGAGUUGGGGAGAAAGAUGUUUUGGUUUUGAGGCUAGAAGAAAUCGAGAAAGAAAAAGCAUUGGUUGAGGAAAAUGUUAAAAAAUUGGUUAAUGAUAAUGAGAGUUUGAAGAAAUCUUUGGAAGAAGUUAAUGAAAAUUUGAGAGUAACUUAUGAAGAGAUUCAAAAAUGUAAGGGAGUGAUAAGUGAGUUAGAAGUACAAAGUCAAAAGUUUAAGGAAGAUAUUAAAGAACGGGAUGAGAAAAUAGAAGCGCAGGCUGAAGAAAUUCAGACGAAUUUAAAAUUAGUUAAGCAUCAGAAAGAAGAAAUGAAUAAAUUAUCGGAAGAAGUAGAGAGAAGAAAUGAAGAAAUGACGAAAAGAGAUGAUAUAAUUACUAAGAGGGAUGAAGAAAUUAGAAUAAGAGAUGAAGAAAUAACGACUAGAGAUGAAGAAAUAACGAAAAGAGAUGAUGAAGUUACGAAAAGAGAUGAAGAAAUUAAUAAGUAUAAUGAAGAAAAAACGGAUUUACUUAUUAAAAUUGAUGAACUGCAAAGUUUAUUAAAAGAACAUUCCAAUGAAAAAGUAGAAUUAAAAGUACAAAUAGAUGAACUAAAUAAAUUAAAUAAGUCUUAUGAAGAUAAAAUAAAAGCAUUUGAGAAGAAAAUAAAAGAAGUUGAAGAAUCUACAAACAAUAAUAACAGUGUUGAGCUUGAAAAUUUGAAAAAAUUAGUCAAAGAACUGGAAAUAAAAUUAAAUGAUGCUGAAGUAAAAUUACAGGAUGCUGAAAGGACGGUGAUGAAUUAUAAAACCAACGAAGCACAAAUAGAAAAUAUCAAUACGGAUUUGAAAGAUGAAAUGGACAAGCUGAAAGAUCAGUUGGCUAUGGGUGAAGAAGAGCAGCGGGUGAGGAUGAAGCAGUUGGUUAAAGAAUUCCAAGCUAGGCUUGAUGAUAAAGAUCUUGAGUUACAAGCUGCGCUUGAUCAGAAAUUUGAUCGGCAGAAAAACUAUGAAAGUGACUUGAUCCAGCAGUACAAAGAACAGCUGAAGGACUUUCAGAUAGAGUUGACGGCCAAGUCUGAAGAGAUUGAAAGCUUAAGAUCUGAACAGCAUUUAUUGGUCGAUACAAAGAGUAAACAUCAUGAUGAGGUGACUCGGUUGCAAGAGACGAUAGAUAAGCUGAGAAAUGAUGCCGAUCAGAUAAAAGAUAAAUACAUUCAGGAAAAAAAUAAAAUUAUUGAAGAAAAUAAAAAAAUUCAUUUGGGUUCGCUGGGACUAACGUUAUAA
Molecule: messenger RNA, 3759 nt
Organism: Cotesia congregata
Lineage: Eukaryota; Metazoa; Arthropoda; Insecta; Hymenoptera; Braconidae
Source: the annotation of a GenBank genome assembly